AUGGUGCACGGCUAUAAGUCGCUGGAGUGCAAGUGCUGCUACUCACUUCCACACGGUGUAUCUGUGAGACCUACUUCUCUUUGCAUUGUUGAGGUUUUUAUAACCUUGCCUGGAGUACCACGCCCAUGUUGGAGCAGCGGGACGGCCUUGCCUCUCGGAUUUCACCCUGAGGAGUUCAGAUACAAGUUGAUGUGAAGAGCUGCACUCACAAUCAAGCGGAACUGGCGCGUGUUGACAUCCCACCCCUGGAAUGCUCGUGCGGAGUCUGUCUGGAGGAAGAACGUGCACUUAGCUAGCAGCCAGGUAAGACCUCACCUGGCUCCUCGGACAAGGAAAGAAACGGUUUCUGUAACAUUUUGCGGGAAGUUUUUGUGUUAUUGUUGCGUUCUUAAGUGUGUCUUCUCUCCAACAACUCAAAUAGUUAAACGUUUAUUCUGAAAAAUAUAGCUGCCCUCCUUUGUUCGAAACUAUUGUUAAAAAAAAGCCUCCAUGAUAAAACGACAGUUUUUCCUCAGUAAGAUGUAAGCCAAUUUAAAAAGACCGUCAAUGUGUUACAAUAAUGGUUCAAUGGUUACAGCACUUCACCUUUUUGUGUAUUUCAUGCACGCAAAUAAAACUGCGUAUGAAUUUAGAAGCUUUUAUUAAUAUUAAAAGUUCACUUUCCCUCCAUGAAACAUGUUUUUGUGACCAACUGAAGUAAUUUGAAAUCAGUAAAAUGAGUUAAAAUGUCAAAACUCAUUCAUAGAAAGGCUACCCUUAUCGUCUACCUGCAAGGUUCAGUGCAGUUCAAGCUCCUUUUUGAUGGUGGCAUUUUUUCCAGGUGAGCUCACUUUAAAAGGUUGUAAAGUUAAGGUGUCUGAAACGAAGAUGAGGCCACUUUAAUUUAACUGAAGUUAAACUAUUUACAGGUAGAAAGUAGUUCAAGUGCUUGUAAAGCAUACCCAUGCCUAUGUAAAGGUGAGAUUUGAAAGGUUUGUAUCAGCAUUAAAUGAAAAGGAAUGAAAAAAACCAUCAUAAAUAGUUAAAAUUGAAGAAUACAUUGAGAAUUAUUUAGGAGCUAUGUAGUCAACUUGUCCCAAAUGCAGGUUUUUUGGGGGCUGAAGCAACAUUCAGUUUUAAAGCCCGUAUGGGUAGAUGCUUAUGAUGUGCAGGUUUAACCUUGCAUUCCUUGGUACUAUUAUUCUUGUAAUGCCACGGACUGGACUGUUGGCUGUAAAAUGUAGUUAAAUGUUUUUUAUUCUUUUCUGAGAACAAAAACUGACCAAUUUUCCAAUAAACUUGAAUCUUGGAAUAGUAAUGGAAAGGCAAAGCAAUGUAACUGCCAUUGUUAUUGUUACAGCAGCUGUGGACUAAAUGUCUUGUGCACUGGUGCUCAGCCUCAUUCAUAGAAAUCUGAAAAUAUAGAGGACUAGUGCAGGUAGAUCUUGCAGACCUAAGAACUAAGUAAAGCACUGUUUUUCUGAUUUUGAUUGCCUGUUCACUUGAAUUGCAUACACAUGUUCAGAAAGAGGAAACUGUUCAAUCCUCUCAGCUGGUAGAUCCAGAGACUUCUUCAAACAGUACCAGUCGAUGUCUCUGUACAUGUAUGUGACACACAGCUUAAGUUUCAGCCCAAGUGCUUGACAACAUUCAUGCAAGCAGAAACAUGAAACACGAGUUAAACAUACAGUGACAUGCACGCGUCACAUCCUGCACAAGAUUGCUGUAUAUCUUUGUCUGCCUGAAGGCUGGUUAAAUACUGUGCAUCAGUGGUGGUCUGUCUUGCCAGAGGUUAUAUCGACUAGAGAAGGGCUAAGAAAACAUGAGCUCAUGAGAUUAUGACAUGAAGCAAAUACACUAAAUAGAUAACACACAAUCUUGAGUGUUCUUUAUUUCAUUCAUAUCAUUUAACACUAUGACAUGAUAAGAUGCAAUCACUGCAUUUUCACUGAAGCUGCAAAUGUUCUCAAAUGUUUGCAUGCAUUUUUGUCUUUUAUUCCCAUCUUUUCCUCUUUCUUUCCAUAAAUACUUCUCUUGGUUCAAUGCUCACAUUGUUGUCUUUUCAACUAAUAUCACAAACUUGAAUGAAACUUAUUUAUCCCAGGACUUCUCUGACACAUGUCAAAUAUAAUAACUCAGCCAUAGCUGGCUGUUAUUUCUGGCUUUGCUCUGCUUAGAUUUUAAUGAAACGUUUGAUGUUUUUUUGCUGUGGGUCUUUAAAGAGGACCUCAAACACAACUUCCAAUCAUAUCCCUGUAUUUUUCACAGAAGAUCUAAAUCUAAUCUAACAUUUGCUUUAUUUGGUCGAGUCAGGACUUUAAAGCAAAAAAUAUAAGAUUGGUGUUUUUCACGCCGGGAAAGCAUCAUGCAUUUAGAUUAUGUUGUAUGCCAUGCAGGUAAAGGUUUCAGAAUUUGAGCCGCUGACUGCUGGCCCUCUGAGACAGAGGCGUGUGAGUUUUAUGGGCUCUCAAAGUGCAGUGUGUUUGUUAAUGUGUGUGUGAGUGUGUGUCAUUAGGUGUGUGAAGUUGAGGGUCUGUAAUGGUGACAAACACAGUAGCACCUGUAGUUUGAGGCAGCCAUAAAAGAGUUCCCAUGGGAAAAGGUGACAGGCUACUAAGGUUGGGGCUUUUUUGUUCUUGCUCAGUUUUAUUAAGAUGAAUCUCUUCUUUUUUUUAAAACCAUGUUUCGCAUUGUUGAAAGAGAAACCAACAACCUCUCUUGGGCCAAUAUUUGCUUUAUGCUUUUUUAGAGGUUAUCUGGAUCAGUCCUGCUUGGUGUAUUGUCUGUAAGUUUUAACUAAAGCUUACUAUCAGACGAGUGUCAUCACAAGCAAACAAAUAAGUUCUUUGUUUUGAGCCAAAAUGACAUUUUUUUUCUAUGUCUGUAGCUUUCAUUAGACUUUCAUUCUGUAUGAUUUUAUGUUAAGAAAACACCCAUCAAUUUGAUAGUUUUUAACAUAAUACUUAUCAGUUAACCACUCCCCAGAAGUUUUAGUCCAUAAAACAAGAUUCCUCCUUCAUGAAUCUUUGAAAGAUUUCAGCCUUUUUAGUGUGAAGUAGUCGAUUAAUUGCAAAGUUGUGUUUUCAGAGAAGCUUUCUCAAAAUCUUAACUCACCAGCACAGUGAAUACUGUGACGGACUAUCAAAUUUCCUGUUUGAGUUGAUAAAUAAAAAGUCUGUGAUCCAAAAUGAUUUCAUUUACCAUCAUACAAAAUUUUAGAAAUGCAGCAACUCUUCAUCUAAAACAAGUGGAAAAUGCUUCAUUUCAAAACUAAUUAUUGCAGGUCAAGAUUUUGUUGAUUGUCAGGAGAAGAAGGUACACACCAGUUACAUGGUAUCAAAGCUAGCUAAGGAGGACCACUUCAAGUCCUCUUUUUUAUUGAGUAAUAAAAUACAUGAAAGUGUAAACUACAUGUUUUAUGUCUUCUUCUUCUAUUGUUCUUCUUCUCCAUGUUUUUAGGCUCCACUGAUGUCUCCGUACUCGUCAUCAUCACCGUUGUUGAAUUUCCGGCUAAUGCUGCAGUUCACACUCAGUGUCCUGCUGCUGCUGUCUUCUGGGGUCCAUGGCCAAGGUACAGUGUCUCUAAAUACAUCUACGAACAUAGUUGAAGGGUCCUCACAGGUUAAAAAAAACAAAAAAAACCCUUGUUUUCUGUUUCAGUCAACAGCUCAUUGGUAUCAAACAAUGGGGAAUUUCCGGGGGGGGGGGGGGGGGUUCUCACAGCCUUACUCCCAGUUUUUAGUCCUAUUCUUAGUGUGAUUGACCCCAUUGCAAGGAAAUAGUAACAUUUUUCCUGACUAUUUCUGAUACUGAAAAAUUUCUCCUUAUUGUAACAAAUUUAACAAAUGAUUAAACCCAAAAAUAAAGCAGAACCCAAGUCAAGAAAAUUUCUGAACUAUCUCAUUAAAAAACAUCAAAUGGUUGUUUUAUUACUAACUCCCUGAGAACUUUUUGGGAUUUCUAUGCUUUAGAGCGUUGAUGGCCUGACAGUCUAAGUGUUGAAUGCUAAGAGGCUCUAGUCCUCAGCACAGGCUCUAUCCCUGGCCUCAACCCUUUGCUUCUUGUCUACUUCCUCUCUCUUCUCCUAACUUCAUGGCUUCCCACUAUUUCAUCGGGAUUUUCGAGCCGUUGUGAUUAAUGUUUACAUGUUUGUCAUGAAUGUAGUAUUUUUAAGAACAGAUUUUUUUUUACUUCUGAUCUGUGGUAGGACUUCAUAAAAGUGUUUUUGUUUGUUUGUUCAAUAAAUGAUUUACUAAAACACAUCUUAUUUAGAAAGCUAUCAAAAAGAACCAUCUUAGGGUCUUGCUCAUCUGGCGCUGAACCGAAAGUAUUGGCCACAACAAGCUAUAUUUGUCAGCGGGUCUGUCAGACCUUGACCUCAGUUCCUCUAAAUCCCCUUCAGACCCUUUGUGAUCGUCUGCCAGGCACACAAGAGGGGACCCUCCAUUGGCCUCUUGCCCAAAUACACAGGAACACACACACAUUAUUGAGGGUCAUAGUGAAAAGAAGCAAUGAAGACAACCUUCUGUGGUUCUUGCCUGCUCCCCUCUGUCUUCUUUGCCCCCCAUCUUCCUCUCCCAUCUGUAUUGCUGCCACACUGUAACUCAGCGACGUUCCUCUGACGUGACCUUCAGCCCUCUAGCCCCUUACAAGCGUCCUGUUCCUGUUUCUAUACCAGACGAGAGGACAGGGCAUGCUUUGAUGGAUGAGGGGGCAGCUGGAAAGAGGGAUGGACAGAGGGUGGGAGGAUAGAAAUAUGAAAGACGCUGCUUGUUGGGAAACCCCUGCUGGAAAUUAUGUAGAUGAUGUAGAAAACAAGAGAUGGAUUUGAUUUAAGGAGAAGGAAGUGAGAGGGGAGAGGCCGCCUUGGAGAGAACGGCAGGAAUGAAGAAAGCACAGAUUGUUUCUUUGAUCUCAGAAAAGUCUCCAACUGUCCAACCCUCCUCUUUCUCCUGACCCAAAUCCUCAUCCAGAUGCAUGAACAUGAUAAAACCUGAUGUCUUCUUGUUCUGUCCUAUCUCUGUGACUGUUAAGGUCGUCUAAAGCUGACGGUUCUGUCGGAGGACAGACUCCAGAUGAAAUGGAAGGAGGCUGAUGGACCCGUUCAAGGCUACAAGGUCCGAGUGAGACCCAUUUCAGGUGAGACUUUUUGGCUGUGUUGAAGUGUUCAAAGCAAUCCAUCCAUCUACUCAUGAGGUAAUGCCCACAAAAAGGUCGCUGGUGUGCCUUGUUGUGAAGGGCAGGGUUGUGAAGUUGCAGCCUUUAUUGUGCUGGUCAUGGAAUCGAUUCCUGGUCCCUAUAUGAUUUGGCGUGUGCCAGUCCCUCCACUCUUCCCCCAAAUGUCCCGUUUUUCUCAAGCUUUCCUCUCAGAAUAAAGGCAAAAAGCAGAAAAGGUCAUCUUAAAAAUACACUGACAAUGUUUUGCAGAUCUGUGUAGUUGCUGCAGUUGUGGUUUUGAGAGAGAGACAAGCUGUCAGCAUCUCCACCCUCCUGCACAAAGCUGUGCUGUACAGUCUCAUCCUGACACUGCUAAAUUCUUCCUCCGUAAAUGAUGAGCUGGAUAAAAAGGAAUAAUUGUUACUGUUUAAUUGUGGCGUAGAUUCAUGACAGAUGUGAGUUUUUAAAGUCUACAUUAAACCUACUUACUUACUCCUAAAGCCAGCCAGUAAAGAGCAGCUCAGGAAAACACUCUCAUGCAUGAUGGCACAGUUUGCAUAUGCAGAAAUUGAGCCACUGACAGCUCCAGACUGAGUUAACCUUUUAUAAUCAAUAGAACAGUACCGUCAAAGUCAUAUUACCACAAACUUCAUACACAGAUAUUUUAUUUCUGUGUCAUCCAGAGGUUUAAUAGUUAUCUUGAUCACUGCAGAGUUUGAAUACUUGUGCGUAUGUAUCUUUAGCUUUCAGCAAAUAUUAAAACUAAACUGUGGUAAGCACCAGUGUUUGUGUUUUAGGUAUUAUUUGAACUCAAGCUUGUUUGCAAAGAAAGGAGCAUGACAGCGUAAUGGCUCAUGUAAACGUAUACAAACACCAUUGAUGCACAGUAGCACCAUGUGCUCUGUAGCUCUGAUUGUGGAGCAUCAGACUUUUCAUAAGUUUUUUGUGAAUCAGUGAGACUUUUUAGCUCAUUCUCACAAUAGCCAUUAAAUCUCUCUUUGAAUGAGUAUAGAGCCCAGUAACAUACAAGGUUAGGUUUAUUAAUGUACAGCACUCAAGACAUGUGAUGUUAGCAGGCUACACACAUUAGAACACAGUUUUUGUUCAUUUAUCCCAAGUAUAGCGGCUUCAUUAUCGAAAGGUAUGCAUGUGGUGUUGAAGCUGUUUAGUUUACUUUGGAUUUUCAGCUCCUCUGUGUGUUUCCAUGCUGCUCUCUGACUUUUUUGUUUUUGGUUUUGCACAAUAUUUGUUCAAUGAAUGAUACAGUGUGUGACCUGAGCUAUGCGUACACCCAUGUUUACAUAAUCCUCUCGUCUCAAAGCCUGGGACUAUGUCAUCACUUGGCUCAGGAUCCUGAAUCACUUUGAAAGAAAUCUCAGUGCUGCAGUAGUGAAUGCUUUUUUAACUUAAAAAAAACAAGGAUCGCCUUUUUACAACAACCUGCUGAGAUAAUGAGAAUUGUAUCACUUUAUAUUUAACAGUCCAUAACCAUGCAUCUUUGAUACUUACUUCAAAUAUGCACUACAACUCUAUGAAAGCCAGCAAAGUUAAUACGGGCCAUUUUUAUUAUUGUGUGAAAUCAAGAGUGAUGGUUGAACUACAGUGAAGCUCUGUGAGCCACAAAUGCCAAUGAUCCAGUUUAUCCUAACCUGACUGUAUGCCUGUUACUGUAUGACAAUAUCACCAGUUCGUAUAUUUCUUUCUACUACUGUUCAUGACUGAUUGAGUCAUACAGUUCAAUGUUAUUAACUCUGAUUUCUGUCAUUUGGUUGAAGACUUUUUUUUUUCUAGAAAGCUCCAAAUUAAUAAUAUAGAUUUUAUUGAAGGAAUCAACUAUUGUUAUGCAGCCCUGUUCUGAGAGCCUCUUGGCCUUUCACAUGCUUAUGGGGAAUGCCAAAACCUGCAGCGGGGAGAGCCUAUCUCCCUUCUGUUUUACGUACAUAAAGAAGCCAAGGCAGGGAGAGCAGCAGCAAAGACUCUGAAAAGAACAGAGCCGACAUCAGUGAUUCAAAGUGUGUGUGGAGGAAGGAUAACAGUCUAUGUGACUCCCAUAGACUGUAUACAGAAUAGACACCGUCUGCCUCCUUGCUGGGUGAAGCCACCCGAAAAACAGCACCUUCUGGUGAUGGACUGCAGUAUAAUAAUAAUAAUAAUAAUAUCUUACAUUUAUAUAGCGCCUUUAAAGAUACCCAAAGCGCUUAACAACACACUACAAAAAAAACCUCAUAAAUCCCACCUCCUCCAGCAAUCCCUAUGAAGCUGUGGAAAAACUUUAUGAAUUAAUGACACGGAAUAAAAACUUUUCUCCCCCCUGGUUGUGAUGUUGACAUGUAGUUAUUGUAAGACUAGUUUGUGCUCAAGUCCUCUUUUUUCUGUGCAGCUCCAUUUUUAAAAGUUAUUAGGGGGUUCAUGUUUUCUAUGAUUGACACCUGAUACAGCCUAUGGGUGUACGAAGAUUGUGUAGCUCAACCAGGGGAUACGAUAUUUAAGUCGAGUGUCAUCACAGUAACUCUCCCGCCGAAUGCGUAAUAUCACUACCACCACUACCAAGUGGUGGUAGUGGAGAAAAUCCUGGAAAUAUCGACAGCAAUUCAGCUUCAAAUUUGUAUAAUGAUGGAAGGCGGAAUCAAGUUGUCCAUAGUAUAUACAGUUUAUGGUGACUCUACAACUGAGAGUGAUGAAUUAAAUAACAAUUUUGAACUCACUCUUGGAUUGUUUGGUUUUGUCGUCAUGGAUGCCAUCAUAAGCAAGAGUAGAUUUUCCUCUCAGCAGACAGGAGCAAGGGAAAAGAAACCAUGAUUGGGUUCAAAGGUUGCAUGGUUAAAUAGGAUGAAAUGCUUUGUGGCUCUUAUCAGUAUAGAAGAGAUGAUCGUAUUCCAUGUCUGGAGAUACUUUCUAUUUCUGAGAAGCUUAUAAAAAAAAAAACUAAUCAGAAUAAACAUAACGUCAGACCUAGCACGAAACUGAGUGCAGGCCUCGAAAGCCUCUUUAUCUCACUGUCAUCCAGACAGCCAUAUAUGUGUCAGCUUUCUUGCUCCACACGUGAUGGUUUGGAUAAGAAUGCAGCCCCCUCCUCUUCAUCUCUGAUUCUUCUUGUCCCUAAAACUUCUUUCAUAACAUUGUUUUCCUUUCUGUCAACUUCUUAUCGCCCAUUCCACAAUGUGCAGCUAAGCCCAGGCAUGUUUGAGAAACAGGCGAGAGGGGGGGGGCUCAGUCCAACAUGAGACUGGAGGAUUAGGAUAUGAUCUGAAGGUGGGAGGGGGGGGGGGUCUCCUGAAAGAGGAGUACAUUCCUUGAGGCUGUUUGUGUCUUAAAUGGAAAAACAUAAAGCCAUUCAAAGCUUGGGUUUCCUCGUAGUUCCUGAUGGUAUUUUGAUUAAUUUCCACUGAUGGGCUCAUGGAAUGCAAACUUUAAGCACUUCUCGGUUUUGUUGUGGGUUUCUGUUAAUUCAUGUGUGCUGGUAAGUUUUAUGACGGUUGUGUGUGCUGUGUUGGAUGUUGUGUUGUUUGUCAGGCAUUGCAAGCCCAUCAAGGCAAGUUUCUACUGGUGUCAGUUGUGGUUGUAAUGAACUCACAUGAAACUGGCAAAGAGUAUCUCCCCUACUGAUGUCUUUUAACACGCAUCAGUGGGCUUUUUUGUGCUUUAGUAAUAGAAUAGUAUUUAAUGUUUAGGUUUAUGAUCUAAGUGCAGCUGAACUCUUUAAAGUCGUAAGUGUGACCAGCUUUAAGUUGUGUUUUUACUCAAAAUAGGUGAACUUUGAUUGCAGAAAAAGUGAGCCUGGAAUGGCACAACGAGAUUGAUUUUAAUAGUCUAUGCAGUGCCUUUGGCCGAGAUGGUCUAUAAUUCUGCAAAAACUAAAGUUUGCACUGAUAUAACUUGUUGUACUCCACUCUCCAAGGUAGAGUCCUGAGCACAGUUGGUGUGCCUGUAGCCAUAGAGGUUUGUGGGUUUGAGCCAAUUACUCUUCCAAAGUAGCAAAACUCACAGGAAACUCUCCUUGAACAACAAUGGUCAAGCGUUUUAACUGGAAUCCUGAUUUUGGCCUGUAACAUGCUGACUUCUACAUUUAUUGCCCACAUUGUUGAGUUUCACCUCUGACAGCCAAUCCUUUAUGUCCUUUCCCUUCUUUUCUAGAUGUGCCACAACCAGAGCUGAUGCUGACCACCACACGAGGGAGGGCAACUGUGGCGGGACUAGACUCAAACCAGGAAUACAACCUCCAAGUCCUUGUGCUCAAUGGGACAACAGAGAAACUCCUUGCAAAGAGACGAUUCACCAGUAAGUGACGCAGCACAGAGGAGAAAAAAGUUGUUUAAGAAAGGGGAAAUAGUGACCAGUGGGAGGUUGAUGAAUACAUUUCAUUAAGUCACAAAGAAUGAGUGGUGAAUGAAUUUGUAAAGCCUGGUGCAGUGACUCAUAACAGAAAGAACCUUGGUAAAUCCCCUUUCACACACACACUUAAAGGGACAUUCCAGCGUAAAUUUAAGAUCACCGAGGUAGACACUCCCCCUGAGAGAUGAAUGUUGCCAACUGCUUGCUUCUCUAGCCCUUUAAUGCCUGAAACCACAAAUUAUGGCCAGAAAAUUAAAUUAUUUUUGGAGCUGAAAUAUUUUUCACUUACUCCUGAAAACCCCCAAAAAUUUAAAAUGUCCUUAAAAUUUAACAAAUAUAUAUAUUUAUCUCGUUUGAUUAGGCUUUUUUAAAACUGAUUAACCCCAAGAGGACAUUUUUUUAUCAUUUAUUGGACUGUAUUCAGGUGGAUUUUUUUGUUAUUUGUUGAUCAUAUUGAGUUAAUAGAAGUAUCCUUAAAAAUGUGUAUCAAAUAUGAUACAAAAGGCAUUAAAAGGGAUGAUUAUACCAACUUCAGCAACGACCACACAAUAGCAAUACACAGCAGUCUCCCACUCCACGUGCAAACCUCAACCAAAAAGCCACUCUAUAUCCACAAAUAAUGCUCAGAACAGCACCUAACUUCAUCAACAGAACAUAUUGGGUCUCAGCCACAGUACUAGCCAUCAAACAUCUUUUUAGCUUUGCCUGGUUUCUUUAGCAAAGAGACCAAACACUGCUCACCCACUCUCCUCCAGCAGCUACUUGUUUGUGGAGGGAGCCCUGACAAGUCAAUCACUGAGUGCAGUGGAGUUUCACAGCUCAAGAAAGAACAUAUAUGAUCAUUACUUCAUGGAAAUGCAAUCAGACUGAGACGCAAAGGCAGCAAGAACUACUGUGUCUGCAGUGCAAAAUUAAUAUUAUGAUGAUUAUUACUUCAUGGAAAUGAUCAGCAGAUUCACAGAUACAGAUUGAACCUGUUUGAAAUACCAGUUAUAGAAAAGUGAGAGACUGAUUGAUUGAUGCAGACAACUUGGGGUCUUUGAGAGUUUACCUUAGUGUCAACAAGUGAUAAAAAUUCAAUUUGGAGAUUAAACGGAAACUCGAAAGUUGCAUUUCCCGCUGUAAAUGAAUACAAGUGCGGUUAUAAACUUCUAAAGUUCAGAUAUCCAAAAUAAAAUUCCCCUCAAAACAGUAAAGCUCAAAUUCAUUGAUUUGCUAACAGACCGGUAAGCUGAGAUCAGUAGGGGUGAGACUUCAAAUGUGCGACAAAAAGCUGGAGGCUGAAAUGUGAAACAGGCAGGGUUGGAAGUUGGAAGCUGAGCAGCAGCCAAACAUCCCAAGGGCUGAACAUUGUUAUGGAAGCAUGGAGCAGAUCUCUAAUGCUCUCGGAGCAAACAGCCACAGACUACCAAUUUACUCAAAUGUGUUUCUACUGAAUGUGCAUGUGUAUAAACGUGUAUUAGCGAGCACGACUGCAGAAAGUUAUCAUAUGUGCAGUCUUAUAAUUUCUGAAUUAUUUAAAAGUUGAAGGGUACGACACCCCUAUGGAUUUGAAUUACAGGACUGCGCGCUGCUGCUGUUGACUCAGUUGGCAGUGUGAGAUAUUGUUGGCAAGACAACAAAGCCAUAAAGCAGGAAGAGGAACAUUUUUGUCAUUCUUACUCUUUUUUUGUGUGCAUCGGUUCCUCCCAGUCUACACCUAUAUCAUAACAAGUAAAUGUAAAAACUCACACUCGCUCGUUCACGCACAAACACACACACACGCACAAGAGAAAAUGAUGGGGUAUAAAUGCUGCUUUAGGUGGAUUACAGGCUGAAAAUGGCUUUUGCCUGAACUUAAACACAUAUACUUACACAAGCUAAGUGUGUUUCUGGGUUGUAAAGGCAACCUCACAAAGGCGACUCUUCCACCAAAACCACACAGUCAGCUAUGGUUUUCUAGCCACACUUCGUGACUGUUUAGGUGUGUCUCAAAGUUGAGUUUACAAGUAAUUUUAAUGUGGAUAAAUGCAGUAGAGAGAGGAAAGUUAAAUGAAGUGAUAGCAGGUGCUUUUCAGGCCAUUAUGAUCUGGAAUUGGCAACAAGUUUAAUCUGGCACUUAAUUUCCCUAGAGUCAAUUCUUCAUCUUUCCACUAUCACUGCCUAAAACAUUGAUAAUUAUUCCCAUCACAAAUCUGUGUUCUUCCCUGAUUUCGGAAACUCAAUUAUGACACUUUGUUGUUUUCCUGUAGGGCUCAUAUUGAAUUAUAUAAUAUCUUGGUGUACCCUCUGGUCCCUUUCAAGCUGUGUUAGUAAUAUAAGGUUACUGUGUUGAGUUGAGCAAGUCCAGACAAGAGUGAAAAGCAUGUUAACUUGAAAAUUUGUAACACUGGGUGUCAUGCUGGAAUGAUGGCAGUCUGGGAAUUCUUUCCUGAUGUGUCUUCGCCUUUCCCACCUGCUUCAACCCCCUCUGGGUUCAGUUCUUUUUCUGAGCCGUGCCAGUGAUAGUAGGUUACUGUGUCGAGGCAAUUCGCACUUCCUCAGAAAUUUCACCCUCAAUUUGCUGUUUUUGACCUUGUCUCUUAACUCAAGGCGCUGCUCUUCACUAGAGGCAAGGCUUUGUCAACAGGACCAGGUGUAACUGUAAGACAGAGGAGAGAAUCCACAGAAGAGUAGAGCGUACCAAACAGCAAACAUGCUCUAACUUCACCUCAAGCAUGUUUGAUUUUAUCUGUCUGGUCUGAAGUUUAAUCUGCUUAGAAAUGAUGUUCGCCAUCAUGAAUAGUUCAGUCAUGCUUUUGCAUCAUCAGCAGCCAGAGUGCCCUGUAGUAAUUUUACACAAAAGCAGGGGAAAGCCAGUAAUUCACAAAGCUGCCAGGAUCAGCAGUCUCACCUGGCAUGACUUCGUGUUUAUAUUCUGUGCUGACAAGACAAAACGUCUUAGAAUCAUUGGCUCAAUUUUCAAAUAUUUGCAUAUCCAAUGUAAAGAAUUGAAAAAAUACAUAGGUAAUGCUAGAAACUUCAUGAAUACUUAUUAAAACAUCAAUUUAAAAAUGUAGUGUGACUUGAGCAAUGCCGUUUAAGCUAAUAUUAGGCAUUAACCCAGCAACCUGGUGAGUGUCUGUAUGUUUCUGACAGAGCUGUCAGGUGAAAGAUCAAUCACACUUGACAGAUAAAGAGGUUUCACACUCAUCUGGUUCUCAAGUAGUGCAAUGAUUGGCAUUAAUGGAGUCAGCUGACUGUAGCUGAUCUCACAUGACCUGUUACAUUCAGCUUCUGUCACUUCUGUCCACUUCCAUCAUUGAGGGUUUUGUCAUUUGUAGUUAUUUCUAUUUCUUAGUCUGAAAAGUGUCCAGCCUUUCUUCAGUUGCUCUUCUUGAUCUUUCGUAAGCUGCAAUAUUUUGACACAAUAGCAAAAGUACACUUACUUUACCAUCUAAGGUCGGGUGUGCACUGUACUAUUUUUUUUUAAUUCAAGGUGGUAAGCAAACAAACAAGUCACAUAACCAAAGCAUCUUCACCUCCAUGUUUUUAGAGGAGAACAGAAUGGACAAACUACAGUGGAAUAGAAUUAUAAAUCACUCCACUCAGAAUAAAAGUAUCCCUUCAGCUGCUGUUUCUCUCUUUCAGUGGAGAGUCUACGGGAGGAGGAGAUGAUCCGUAGUGGAACCAGAGACCAGAGGAAAAAGCUGCUGCCAGGGGGGUCUGGGUCAGGAGAUCUGGACGAUGCAACAGAGGCUCUGCUGGGCCUACCAACAGUUCUGUAUCCAGAUCCCACCACCUCUGCUGCUGCUGCUGCUGCUGCAACUGCAGGUGAGGUCUGCUCAUAGAUAAUAAUAAUAGCACCAUUAACUACAUACUGACACUUGUAUUUAUUUGAUAGCAAGAUGAUGACUUUGAUUACCAAAUACAGGAAAAUCCUCCGAAGGCUUCCUCAUUUGAAGAUAUGUGUUGACGGGAAAACAGGUGUACUAGCUUGUAUAACACUGAGCUAAUUGAAUGCAACUCCUCACCUGUAAAAGCUUCAAUGUUUGGAAAUGAACUUCACCUUAAAUCUGGAAAAACUGGUCGUCUAUACUGCUUAGAGAAAUACUUUUUUUAAUGUAAACUGUUCAAUCUUAAUAAACUUUUAUUUUUUUAACAGGAAAUCAUACAAGUUACAAUAUCAAAUAUAUCAUUCUUAAAUACCCCUAAUAUAUGCAUAGAAGAGUUUCACUGAUAAAAUAACAGGAGUAGCUCCACAGCAGAAGGAAAAGGGCAAUCAUUCAAGGUUAGAAGUCCUGUUUUAUUCUCACUUGUUCUUCAGCGUAUGUAAAUAACUUUUUUGCAGGGUGAAGCACAGUCUAAUAUACACUCAGCUGUCUAACCUUAAGACCUCAUCAAAUCUGGAAAUUACAGUCCAGCACUUGUGUUUUAUGAGGUGCAUUCAAGCAGUAGGAGCAAAGUAUGUAUUUUACUGAGCUAAGUGGCAUUAUCCACAGGAUGUCAUUAAGAGGCACUGCACAACAUUCACUUCCUGACAAUACCGUUAAUGAGCUACUGUAUAAUACCAUAACUGUUGAGCCUGGAUGAAAAAAUUAAAUACUUUCCCUGCUGCAUUCUGCGGUGCAUGUCAUCCCUCUAACUAUUUAGAGAUUUCUAUGUUUUUGAUGGAUUUGAGGUUUCUCUUUCUGCAAAUAUGUCUCCAUCAAGUAAAGCAAGAUAAGCCUCCUGAUUUUGCACCUGAAAUGCUGCCACAACUUUCUUUAAUAACCGCCAACACAUCCUGUGUAUUCUCAUGAAACAAAGUAGAAAACAUAGGGAAGACUGGGGACAGUUGCAACAAGGCUUAUUCCUCCGAUCAGAAACAUUCUAGAUUGAUGACUGAUACUGCAGAUACUCAGUUUGACACACACACACACCAUAGCAGGACAGAAGACACAUUUAGCAUAAUCCUCUGAAUUUAUUGGGAAAAACUUGUUUUUGAUGUAUGAAAGUAAAUUCUUUCAUGUGGGAUAUUUUUGUCAUACCGCCCUGACUGUUUGCAUGAAUUAAUCACAACUUACUUAGUUUUAAUUGUUGUUAAGCUGAUUUCUAAGUUACAUGGUUAGUAUUUGUUAGAAACUGUAUGUUUAGUUAGCACAUGGUGUUCUGUCAUGGCUGACCACUUAGGGACAGUGGUGUAGCAUGAUAUGCAGUGUUAUAUUUGCAUCAAGAUCUGUAUCUUGGUAGAAUCCACAAUCCACUUACCAACAUUUAAAUCUGUAACAUCUGCACAUUGACUCAAAGUAGGCCAUGUUUUAUUCGGAAAGAAACAAAACUCAAUACUGGAAAUUAGAUAAAUGAAUAAAUAAUACUAUAACAUUUUGUAUAUUUGAAUUAUCAUUGUAAUAUCAUGAAUAAUACAUAUUCUUAGACCAGUUUGCUCAUUGAGAGAAAAAAAAAAAGUUGAUUUGUGAAAUUGAAUGGAUUUGUGACAUGUUGCAUCUGUCCCUGAGUAGUGUUGCAACCGUCCCAGGGAUGGGGUCGUUUGCAAUGGUUUACUUUUUUUUGAAUGAAUGAAUAUUGUGAAAAAUCUGUCUGAUGUAAUCAUAUUUAAAUGGUAUCGGGGAAUUAGAGGACAGAUGUAAAUUUACAAUAUAAAUAAAUGGUAGUCCAAAUCAUCUCUGAGUGUUGCAACUGUCCCCAGUCUCCCCUACUUGCUAAGACAGCACAACCAAACUUCUGCUGUCAGAUUAUUAUUGAAAAAUAUGGUUCGUAAUUCAAAUGUGUUAACUUUACAAAUUAAUGUUGCAUAUUCUUCCUCUUGAACAGAGAUUCUUCCAGACUUUCUGAAUCUUUUGAUUAAAUAAAGACCACGUAAAAUAAAAAUGAUGGUGUUUUGAGCGAUAUGCUCACACAGUCUCUCGCGGAGUGGUGAACCUCUUCUCAGCUUUACUUCCCAGAGACUGAGCCUCUCUAAAAUGCUUUUUAUAAACUCUUGCAUGAUGCUAACUUGUUGCAAAUGAAUCCAACUGGAAAUUUUAACUCAGUUGUUUCUUUUUCUUAAAACACAACACUGUUUUACUGUCCCUGUCCCAAUUUUUAUACAUUUUGCUGGCAUCAAAUUUAAGAUGACAUGGGACCCUAACUUUUCUGUUGUUAGCUGUUUCCAACAAAGUUUAUCUGAUGUAUUCAAGAUCUGCUCUGAUCUUUCUUGGUGUGUUAUUAUAACUCUGUGUCACAGAGAGAAGGCACAGCAGAGAAACACACAUUUAGAAGCGAACAAGACCAUACGAGCAUAGCAAGUUUGGUGUACUGUACUUAUGAGCCUGUACAUCAAAGUGUUUAGAGACAAAUACACACUCUAUAAUGACAGCCGGGCUAUGGUAGGUUUGACAGAGGAAAUAAAAGUUGGAACAAGAUGUGAGGAAAGUAGGCCUUGAGCCUUCUGUUCAGGUGUUUAUUGAAAAAUGACGUUUUUCUCAGUUCUUUCUGUGACAUGUUUGAAGUUGGAGUUGAUGCGAACCGUCGAUUUCUGGUCACAUGAAGCCUCAACUUGUCCCCAAAAAUCUCUUUCGUUCAGAGCCCCCAGCUUUAGAUACCCCCUCUCAGCUCCCUGAUGAGACCCCAGAGAAAAACCCAAGAGAGAAGAAGAAAAGGAGGAAGGAGAAAGAGAGAGAUCGGUCAAGGAUGGAGAAAAAGGAGGAACAGGGGACGACUCAGGAUAAAGCAGCAGAAGAGAAACCCCGGAAGACCCCUUUUCCUACCCAAGCAGUCACAGGUAACCUCUGCAGCACACAGGAGAACACCACUUAGAAAUGUCAUCCACAACACUUCCUGUGGUCAACUUUGUUUUAUGAAAGAGGGAUUAUUAUAACUUCCUUUGAUUCGUUGAGCUUGUUAUCAGAACGUCUGGCCAUCAGUGUCUUUCCUUUUCUUGAGAGUUAGGAACAAGAGCUGGGAACAGUAAGUGCUGGUUGGAGAUGUGAUGACAGUGUUUAGGAAAGGGAGGAACAGGUAGAGGAAAAGAUAAUGACAGGCCGGUCUGUUCAGCUGCAGGGCUGCAUGGGUCCUCUACCUCACUCAUCGUCCAAGGGAACAUACAGCCACUCACAUGUAUUCAAACCUACUGCGGUUCAAGUCUGCACCGUGUCUGAACAUGUACACAAUAUUUACACUACCACCUUUUAAUACCCUCACCUCACUUUUUCCAUCGUUAAUGCAUCCAUCUGUUUCCUGAUUUGACACUUUCCAUUUACAGGUGAAAUAACUCAUAUUCAGAUGAAAAAACUGUACCUGGUUCAAAUACUUUUCUCUUUAUGCUUUCUUUAGGAAUGUCUCCAAGGAAACCGUUUGAGUGUGAAAGCAGUGCAGCGGCAGACAUCAUGCUGUUGGUGGACGGCUCCUGGAGCAUCGGACGCACCAACUUCAGACGGGUCAGAGACUUCUUGGAGGGUAUAAUGACACCCUUCAACAUCGGACCAAACCAUAUUCAGAUCGGUGAGGUUCAGAUUUAUACCAACAUGUUAAUACUGCAUGUAACAGAAGUGCAGAAAGGCUAGACAGAUGAUGAUGUUGACAGGUUUGAUGGUCAGAAAAAGAGCCUUACCAAAUCUGUCAUUAGGAUGUCUAGAUCACUGGAUAUAUUUAUUGAAACAUAUUUACCCUGAAAUCAGAAUAAAGGUUACACCAAGAUGCAGUCUGUUCCUGUGGUAAAUAAAACCAGAAUGAGGAAUCACUUUGAUUUGCAAGUUAAAAGUGCACCACUGUUCUCUUUGAAUUUAGGCUACAUUGGAGACAAUGUAGCCUUAAAAAGUGAUGCUGCCAGAGCGGUCCAACUCACUGUGUGUCCAUGCUUACUUCUUUGUCUUCGGGGUUAAAUACCAUAACACAAUAAAUACUUCUCUCUAUAUUUUAUAUUGAUAGAAAAGGCUUUAAAAAGGGAAUCUUAUACACAAUAUGAUGAUGAGAUCAUUCCUGCUGAUUGGUCCUCUUGUGGUGAGUGAGCACACUGAUGUCUCCAACUAAAUGUUCAGAAACACAUACAGGAAUAUUCAUAUAUUUUUAUAUUUUAUCAGCCGACAACUGCAGGGAAAGCCUAAGAAACCACCUGUUCUCACUUAAAAACACAACUAUCUGACCCUGAUACCCCGACUCCCCUGAGUACAGCUCACUCUAGUGACUAUGUUGUCAGUCAUUCUUUGACUUUUCCUAGGUAACCAGUGGAAUAAAGUUCUAUUUCUUAUCCUAUCAUAUGAUUUUUUAUUCAUAUUCAGCUUCUUAUUAAGCAACAGCAAUGCAACUCCACUUAAUUUUUCCAACUUAGAAGAGAUCAUGGCUCUGUUUUUGUCCUCCUGUAUUUCCUUUUUUAUUUUUAGGUGGUAUCGAAUUGGUUGUAAAGAUUGUUGUUAGUCUGUACUGUUUCCUGUUUGUUAUUCUUCCUUUUAAAUCUGAUGCAUUCUCCAAAGCUAUGACGAUGACUGUUUUUAAUUUUUAGCCAUGUCAAAGCAAAACAAGCAGAAGACAACAACAAUAAAGUGAAAUAAGGUUGUUAAUCAAUGAGGAAGACUUUCACAUAAAGGUUGUUUUUGUCUUAGGUCUGACCCAGUACAGUGGAGAUCCCCGCACUGAGUGGCAGCUCAACAACUUCACCACUAAAGACCAGCUGCUGGAGGCAGUGAGGAACUUUAGAUACAAGGGUGGAAACACAUUUACUGGUAAACACACCUCACAGUUUGUGCCAUUAAGAUCAUGACUGUUUAACUUUUUUGUAUAGGAGCCCUAAAUUGCUUUGACGAACUAUAUUAACACAUGAUACAUACACAGUGGUUGAGAUGUGCUUCCUGUCCAGGUCAGGCGCUGCUUCACGUCAUGGAGGAGAACAUGAAGGCAGAGGCAGGUGCAAGGGCAGACACACCUUUUUUUCUGGUCCUGUUGACGGAUGGAAAAUCUCAGGAUGAUGCCAUUGCUGCAGCAAACAGGCUGAAAAACGCUGGUGUGGAGAUCAUCGCCGUAGGUGAGUCUAAAAAGAACUUUGAAAGUCCAACCACUAGAGGUUUUGUGAGGCCAGUGCUGACCCUGCAGUCACGACCAUUCCCUGUGUUUCUGUGCACACUGGACUGUGAAUAAUCUGGAUUUAUUUUGUUGGUCUUGCCUCCGGGCCUUUGGAGGAGUUUCAAUGAUAAUAAUCUGAUGUGUUUUUAUUGAUAUUAUGCAAUAAAACCUCUGACAUGUUUUCAUCACUUAUUGCUCUGAGGCAUUUAUGCCAACUGUGAUCACUUCUAGUGCUAAAUGGGUUUAACCAUUUUAUGACUCUGUAUUAUUCAGGUGUAAAGAAUGCUGAUGAGGCUGAGCUCAGACAAGUGGCGUCAGAGCCGGUGGAUCUGAAUGUCUACAAUGUGAAUGACUUCCCUCUGCUCAGUAAACUGGUGGCACGGCUGGUCCACAUCCUGUGUGGAAGGAUAGAGGAGCGUGGCAUCUCAAAACGUAGCCUAAAUGUUUGUUAUCCGUAGCUGUAUGUUGUUGGGGUAUGAUGAUGUGCUGAAUCCUAGCUGUUCUCUACACAGGAAUGGAUCCAGGGCCCACAGCAGACCCUGCCCUCUCCUACCCGAGUCCAACUGAUCUCAGGUUUUCUGAACUGAGCUCACGAGAAGUAAAACUUCACUGGACAAACCCUGCCAAGCCAGUCGCACAGUACAGAGUGGUGUACCACAGCGCUGAGGGUCAGAGUCCACAGGAGGUCAGAAACACCACUGCACCUCAUAUGAAUCAUCACCACAUUAGGUCUGCAACAUAGGCACAUUUAUAAAGGCCUCAUCUCUUUGCAGAUUAAAGAUUAAGUGGUAAAUCUGUUGGGGCAAGACUAGAUUGGCACCUGCAGUGUGCUGAGAAAAAAAUGUUUGUAUCAUCUUGUGUAUCCUUUUUUUGGAUAGACCCCACAGCCUACAGCUCUCAUUUUCUGUGCCUUUAGCUUUUAUCAGGGUGUUUCAUGUGAACACACAAGUGCUUUGUUUGUGCAUAACACUGUCUGGCUGUAUGUGAUACUCUGCCUCUAGGUGGUAUUGGCCGGCUCUGAGUCCACGGUGCUGCUGAAAGACCUUUCCUCUCAGACACUGUACCACGUGUCCAUCUUUCCUGUGUAUGAAGCUAAUGUCGGCCUGGCACUCAGAGGAACUGUCACUACAUGUAAGACUGAUAUCAUCAUCACGAAUUAUCAUUUUUCUGAGGAUUGAAACCACAUUUUCAUACUACUAACAACUUCUUAUAUUUCUCUUCCUGCUCAUCUUUGUUUUUGUCCUUAUCUUUGGUCUUUUGAUGCUGAAUCUCUCUCAGUGCCUCUGGGCAUGCCUACCAACCUGGAGGUGACUGCUUCUUCUUACAGCAAGCUGCGAGUGAGUUGGGGUGCAGCCCCUGGUGCAACACAGUACAUGAUCCUGUACUCAGCGCUCAACCACGGAGAGCCUGAUGAUGCCAAGGAGGUGAGACCUCGAUCGCCUGUUUUUUAAAUGAACUUUUUUACUUAAAUGAACCUUUGAAUCAGAGAUUACAGAGUGGCUGUUAUCUGUUUAGUAUUAAUGUGGAAAAUAAUCACCAAACCCUUUAUGUCUUGAAGACAGAUGAGUUGUAAGAAAAAUUCUACUGUAAUAAGAACUUCUGUGCUGAAUGUUUGUUGUUGUUUUGCAGGAGAAAUUUGAUGCAGACCAGACAGUGGUGGAGCUAGCAGGAUUACUUCCGGCUACAGAUUACUCCGUCACUCUUUAUGCUCUCUAUGAUGAGGAACCCAGUGAUCCUGUCACUGCUGUCGCCACCACUCGUAAGACAAACCUCUUCAACUCAGUCAUCAUCUCCUCUUCCUCACAGAUAAUGAACAGCUGUCACUCAAUAACUCCUGGAGCGGACUAGUGAAAUUAGUUGCGUUUCUACCACCUGUUUGUCUACAGUCCUGCUCCCACCACCAGUGAGUGUUCAGUUCCCGACUGUAACCCACAGCAUGAUGAGGGUGAGCUGGGUCCCUGGAGCUGUGGACGUCCCAGGACACAGAAUCACCUAUAGCACAAACCAUGGCAGUGACGUUAAACAGGUGUGUUUAAACAAACUGCAUGAAUUUCAAACUGUUCAUGAUGCUUCAUAGAAACACAUACUGUAUGUGACACUCUUACUGGGAUGGCUUUGAAUAAGAUAAACUGUGGACGUUUUUUUGCAAAGGUGUGAUUUCAGUUCAUCCUGAUGAAGAGAAACAAAAAUCUUACAGACUAGUGCAUCAGUUUAAAUACUUUGUGUAUUCCUCUGUUCGAGUUAUGCAUUGAAGAUCAUCUCACAGACGGCUUUGGAUCAAAGGAUAAUGAGGUUUAAAUGUGAAUUGAUCGUUUGAUAAAACUUUUUGAUGUAAACUGUAGUAUAUUUAAAGUCACUCCUUAUAGCUAAGAUCACCAAGUUUAAGUUUUCUAAAUAGACUUGAGUGUUUUUUUUUUAAUCAUUAUUAUUAUUAUUAUUAUUAUUAUUAUUAUUAUUAUUUGGUGAUUUUUGCCUUUUGUAUUGAUAGGACAGGGUGAAAUGAGGAGGGAUAGAGAGUGGGGAGGACAUGCAGCACAUGGUUGGGGCCAGACUUCAGCCCACAACCACCGCAGGGACUGAGGUCCCUAUACAUGGAGCGUGCUAACCCGCUCGGCCAUCUGUACGCCCCUAUACUUGAGUGUUUUAUCAUGAAGUUUUAAGUCGAAUAACAUUUCAUGGAGUUCUGUUUACGGAUUUUAAAAGGAGAGGCAGACACAAAAAAGAGCAGUGGGAAAUGGGGCAGCAGUAGCUCAGGAUCUAGAGCAGUCGUCCGAUAACUGGAAGGUUGAUGGUUUGAUUCUACCCUAUCCCUAGUCUGUCUGUUGUGUUGUUGGGCAACUCACCUAGCUCCCAGUGUGUGUCCUCCACUGGUGUAUGAUUGUGAGUGAUGUUUAGUGGUUGUCCGAGAGGCUGUAGACGCAAACCGGCAGCCACAUUUUUGUCAGUCUGCCUCAGGGCAGCUGUGACUACUAAAGUAGUUUACCACCACCAAGGUGUGACUGUGUGAGCGAGUGAAUGAUGUAUCCAGUGUGAAGCACUUUGAGGGUCUCUGAUGAAAAGCACCAUGAAAUCUGAUGCAUUGUUAUUAUCAUUAAAUGCUACAAUCAGUUCAUUGUACUUGUGCUACAAUUAAUGACAUUCAAAGAAAUGUAAAUAAGAUGGGUUUGACUUUUAAGUACAUAGAGCCUUUCUGUUUGUUUCAAUACUUUUGCAACUAUUACAGACAUGAAGAUUUUUAUUUCCCCAGUAUUUUUUUAAAAUCAUGAAUAGUUUUCUAACCAACAAUGUUAAAGCUACAUGUAGAUCCACAGUUGUCCAGGGGUCAAUAGUAUAAAAAUGACAAAAAUUGACAUAUUUGAACUGUGUUCAAAUAUGCAUUUAUCAUUACAUCACCAAUUCAGACCUCAUAUUAUGAACUGUGAUGAAGAUACAGUCAUAUCAUCGAGUCUCCUCACAGCAGACUGAAAGAGUUCAUUUCACGAUCUCCAGCCUGACCUACUAUAUCAAUUUUUGAUUUAUGGUCCAAUAAGAUAUGCAUAAUAUUUCAUUUAUGCGUUACUAUAUCCCACUGCACUACCAGACUUCCGUCCUUCCUUAUCACUUAUUUAAAUCAUUACUCUACCUGCUGCUCACUCCAUCCCUUUUACUCUGAAUAUAAGAGGUCAGGUACAGUUCACACUUGUAGAUGCAAGUUGUUCACAUCAAAUCUACCUGUGAGAGUGUUGCAUUAGCAGACACGAACAGUGAUGCAAACAGCCUGCUUUAUCCAUCUCUUUCAGAAGUCAUAUUUUGUAUUCAUAUUAAAUCUCUUUCCAGGUGGAGGUCACAGGUAUGAACUCGGUGCUGGUGCAGAAUCUUUCUUCUCUCUCCAGAUAUCUGGUGUCAGUACAGUCUCUCUACCAACAAAGCCUGUCUGCAGCACUCACCAGUAACAUCACCACAUGUAAGACAAAUUCACAAGAGCUCUUUAUUGGCUGAAGGCAGAUGAAGUCUUUCUUAGUAACGACUCAGCGGAGAACAAUAAUCUUACUAAAAUAAGUAACAGAACACUUACAGUCUCUUUUUGUCUUGUCUCAUUGUAUUUUCCCCCCAGUGAAAGUCCCCGCCCCAUCAGACCUCAGGGUGACGAACUUCUCAGGCAGUGACAUCACUGUGCGCUGGGAGGCUGCAGCUGAUGAUGUAGUCUCUUACCUCAUCAAGUGGAUCUCUCUUAAUAGUGGAGACCUCAGGCAGGUGAGAAUGAAAAAAGGUUAGGCAUUUCAUAAUAACUCGUAUUCGAUAUUUCUAGAGUGUUUCAUUUUUCCUCCUGUCUUCUUGUUACAGCUGAAGGUGAGUGGUGAGAGUGAAGGGGUGAUCCUUGAGGAGGUAGAGGACGAUAAAGAAUACCAGAUCUCUCUGUCUGCAUUGUAUGGAGACGGAGCUCAGAGUGAAGCGGUAGCCAUACGGUACAGCACCUGUGAGUCAAACAUAUUAGCAUGCUUACAUUACCUACACAUGAUCUUGAUGUUAUUAUGAGACUUUCUGUUGAAGUCUGGCUGGCAAUCAUGCAUACUUUUCAUCUACGCUGAAACUCAGAUUGUACCCGAAAGGGAAGUUCUGGUGGAAUCGGGAAUGGAGCGGCUGUAAUGGCGAAAAGACUAAUUAGAAAGAAAAACGAAAAAAUUCUUUUGACCAGUCAGGAGUUGGUGAAAGUCUGAGGGCCUCUGGUGGAUUUGUUGAGGAUAACACUUGGAGAUCUGGAAUCAGAAAUUUGUGACUGAGGAGGAGGGACAUUAGCCAUGUUUACGUGGGCAAAAUUUCUUGAUAUGACUAAAAAUUUGAGGGAUUGAAAAAUCUGAAUCCACUGUUUAUAUGGGCGCAGAAUUAAAUAAUCUGAUCAUGACGUGUAUACAUGCACCAAGUUUUAUUCAAUUUAGAGGCAUUUGGACAUGUGCAGAGUUUUCUGAUUUAGCUAAAACAGCCGCAGAACAGGAGUUUGUUUACGCCUGUGCUGUCAACAAACCAACAAACACGGUAGUGGCUCACUCCAUCCAAUUCAGGAUUUUUCCUCUAUUAAAUAUUGUCACUGGAUGGUGCCCUUGCAUGCUUAUUUUACUGUUCCGUCAAAGGUUGCCCUGAUGUGACAUCAUUACUCUGUAUGUACGCCAUGUUAUGUUAUUGGAGGAGCAGACACGGCACCUACAGUUGUGUUUAAUGCCACAGUGUUAAUAAUGAAACCUCCUGAACUGGCCUCAAUAAAUAAAGAGUGAAGACCAAGUCAGGUUAGAGUCACGAUUGGAAUAAGUGUGUACAUGGAGGCGUUUUAAAACAAUGAUUGGCAUAAACCACUCCUCCUGAUCGAAAUACAGUUUCUUUUUAUUAAGCCAAAUUGGCUCAGUAUUUUCUGAUUAACAUGUUUACAUGAUGCUUUUUUAUUCCAAUCAGGACUUUAUUCUGAUUAUUUGUGCCCAUGUAAACGCAGCUAUAGAGACAUUUUACAUUCAAGGAUUGCACAGCUUUUGCAACCACUAAACUUCUGCAAAUAAGCCUGAAAAAGUAUUUUCAAAUUCAUAAAGCACUCAAAGGGUUGCAUUCACUUUGAUGAGAUGUUUUGCAUUCAUCGUGGACAAAACAAGCAACUUUUCUGUGUGAAGUGCCUUCUUGCAGGUAGCACCAAGGCCGGCCAUGAGCGUGAAAUAUUUAGUAUGGUGGUAAAUGUGCAGAAUUGAGGUUUGUUGCAGUUGAACUUUUCAUUGAUCAGGACAACAAUUCCACCUCUGGAUUACUGAAAAAUACAUCUGUACAAUUAUGUUACUUUUUAAAUUUUUGACAAUUAGAGGUUAAAAUCUGUGUGAGGUUGUCUGAAGUUCACCCCAAAACACACAAGCUGGGCCAUUAUGCAUUAGACAGAAAUUAGUGUCAUCAGAGAGAGAGAGCACAGUGAAGCUCUAUGCAGCAAAGUGCAGAGAUGUUGACAGCAAGCUGCACAGAGCUGCAGAGCUCAUUGGGUGUUUUUGUACUUGAAAGCCAUUAGCACAUUUUUUUUUUGUGAAUUAGACUUACAAUUAAACAGAUAGGGGGGGUAAGUAUUGCACAACUCUUGGUGCUACCAGCAGCUACAAUUUGAUUUGAUUUAUUUUAUGCCCAAAUCAAAUACGGGGAUAAUUACAAACCCACUGUAUCUUAACUAUUAAAGCUAGUGUGCAACUUGCCUAAAAUGCAUGAGGUGUCACAAGAAUAAAGCUGGACCGGACAAAGUUGAAGCCCGCCACAUUUGCUGUACUGUGUUUGUCUCUGUAGUGUCUGGAGGAGGCCCGUCCAGUGUGUCAGUCUCUGAGGAGACUGCAGUCAGCAUGGUGGUCAGCUGGGUUCCUCCCAACGCUCAUGUCCUUCAGUAUCGUGUAUCUUUCAGUGCGCUAACUGGAGCUGAACCCCAGGACAGAACAGUGAGUGGACUGUAUGAUCAAACUCAAUAAUAGUAGAGUCAGUUCAAUCGUUGUUCUUCUCAGGAGUUACAGACAAUGCAGCAAACUUCACAUGGCUCUGUCACAUCUUGAGCAAUGAGUAGUUUGUUCUUCACAGGUGUUGGUCCCAGGAAAUGAAAAGCAGGUGGUGCUGGAGUCAUUGCAGCCUGACACACGUUACAGCAUCUUAGUCACUGCUGAGUACCGAAACAGAGAAGGAGGCAGUGGCUCAGCUCAAGGCAAAACAAGUAAGUUCAAAAGUUAUAGUAAAAUUGCACAUGCCGCUUUCAUAAUUAAACCUGCAUUCAGUGGAAAGUUUAUAACUAUAUAUGCAAUGCAAAAGAUUUUAACUACAGUUUCUUUCAGGCCCUAAUGACUCUGUUGUGUAGUCAUAGGGUAUUGUAUUUUUCGUAUUUUGAUUCAGCUGAAGGCUAGGGACAAAAUCUGAUGUCAUGCAACACAGAUAGAAAAUAACCUACACAGAAGAGUGAUUAUUAUUAUUAGUAGUAGUAUUAUUAUAAUUAUUAUUAUUAUUAUUAUUAUUGUCAUCAUAGUUUUUUUAUUAUGAUUAUGCUUAUUAUUAUUUAAUGAUUAAAAAAAUAACCCACAUAGUAGAGUGAUUACUAUUAUUAUUAAUAUUAUUAUGGUUAUUAUUAUUAUUUUAUUUUAUUUUUUUCAAUAAAAAAAUAACCGACAUAGUAACGUGAUUAUAAUUAUUAUUGUUGUGGUUAUUAUUUUUUUUAAUUUAUAGUAAAAAAUAACCCACAUUAUAGAGUUAUUAUUAUUUUGAUUAUGGUUAUUUUUUAAAUUAUAUUUAAAUUAUAAUAAUCAUAAAGAUAUUAAUAAUAACUUGUUUUAGUCAGACUAACAGGUUUAAAUGUUGGCUAAUCUUGUGUUAAAGCCUCCUUUAAUAUGUUUAAGCAGAUGGAUUGAUAUAUUUUGUUGACAAAUACAGACAAUUUGUUUGAGGGGGGAACACAGCUCAGUUUAAAGUUAGUAUACAGGCACUCCUGCAAAUGUGAAAGUUGUAUGCUUGUCUUUUGUUUUGGUGUGAAGCUUCAUAAACCUUCUCUGUCUGUACAGCCAGUCUGCGUGUUAGCAGUGUGAGUGUAGUCAGGUCAGACCACUCCAGCAUCUGUGUGUCAUGGAGAGCUGUGUCUGCUGUUGACGGAUAUCGUAUUGUCAUCCAGUCAGUGAAAGGUAAUCUAUUGUAAACCUGUCUGGAAUAUUAAACCUCAUUAUUGACUUGAACAAUGUUAGAGCACUGAUUUGUUUAUGUGUGUCUGUGUUCCCUGUGACUAGACAAGCAAACAAAGGAAGAAACUGUGGAUGAGUCCAGCAGCAGUCACUGCUUUACUGACCUGGAGCCAGAGACUCUGUAUCGCAUAAAUGUGCACUCACUUCUUGGCUCAGAAGAGGGCACUGCAGUCUCCAUUCUCCAUCCAACAGGUAAGGCUUGUUCAGUGUGACACUGUGUUGAAAAUAUAAAGGUAAGUGCCUUACCAUGACAGCCAGUAUGAGCUUUUACAAAUUAUUUAGUGAAGGUAUUUUACAAAUCAUGGGAAAGUCUUGCCCUUGCUAACCCAACAUUACUAAUGGAAACAUCUGUUAUAGCCCUGUAGGUUUUUUGUAUGUUCAACAAAUUGAUCACUCUUCUCUCUAUUCUCAGCGUCAGCUCCAGUCAGGAUCCCCAUCCAUCCCAGGCUGUACCCUAUCCAUAAUGAAGGUAAGAAGAUGCCAUAUGUAUGUACUAAACUGAGCUUUAUUAUUUCUUAUUUUCUGGGUCUCAGUAUACUCCAGUAGGUCAGGUCAACCUGAAAAAUCCACAAUUUUUAAUAGUUUUCUAGAUUCUCUUUAAAUCAGCACAAUGACAGAGAGUGUUUACCACUCUUUCUGUAGGACUAUGAAAUUAAAGUCCUUGUUUUUGUGAACUGUCUUCAAGCUUCAUCUUUCAGUCAGCUGUGAUAAAAAAAAACUUAAAAAUGCGACCCAUACAGUCUUCCUUGUUUUAUUGUGUCAGUUGGCUUAUUGACAGUGGCAUGUCCAGACUUUUUGGAUCAGGUUGGCCCAUCUGUGCCACUGACACACACUUUUAAGCAUUCAAGUGUUAUUCUUAUAUUGUUUUGUUUUUAUUUUCAAAUACACUUGUGAGUUUUUUUCCCUUAAUUUAAAGUUAAAAAUUUUAGCAAUUUCAAUGCAAAACAUUUGUUAAGCGCCAGUCUGAAUAGCUGUAGUAGUCCAGUCUCUGAUGUCGUCAAUCCCCAAUCAAAGUUUAGGAUUUAGGGGUGGCACCUCGGGUAGCCAAUGCUAUUUCAAGAAAAGACUUAGAUACCCCUGGCCACCUCUUUGGACAUGCCCCUGCUUAUGGUAAAAAAAAAUAAAAUAAAAUAUUUCAUGUUUAAUGCAAACAUUGUUUCAUCAAAAAGCCUUGAUGGAGGCCCUGUUUUCAUUGUAGGACCUUGUUUUCUUCAGAAUAAAAGUGCUAAUUAAAAUCCUCAAAACCAAAGCUGUCUGUCUGUCUGUCUGUCUUUUCUGUUUGUCUGUCUGUCUGAUAAUGAUGAACACUUCCAAAUGUUUUUUACAGUCUGUCCUGAAGUCACCAUCAGAAACAGCAUUGUUAGAGGUGAGACAAGCUCUUCACUGAAAUACGAACUACACAUUCUUCCUGAAAGUUAGAAGCAAAAAAAUAAUAAUAUCCCAGCGUUGCUUCUAAAGAUUGAAAUGUUUUUGUCUGUCACAUAUUUGAAAUCUCAGGAUUUGACAUGAUGGAAGCAUUUGGUCUGACUCAGAAAGCUCACUCGUCUAUUGAAGGCGUGGCAGCCGAGCCCUUUGUCUUUAACACCCUCCCCACCUACACCCUGUACAGAGACGUCCAGCUGACGCAGAGCACCAAGUGAGAUCAUAAUCUAUGCUGCUUUUUCUUCUCUGUCAGCAUAUUCUCUCAUUUUUGUUUAUCUCUUUAUCCCAAAAUCAAUAUAUGAGUCCCUACAUUUACUGAUUUAUCAAGGAUUGUGAUGACGCCAUGGGUCAACCUGCUGUAGAGUGAAGACUUAAGCGCUAAAACAACACCUCUACAAAGACUGUUUUCUACAACUUCAUGCUUUCCUCACUGCAUAUCUUUAUCAGCGAGCUUGCAGGGGGAAGAUGUGGGAAUUUAAAAAAGAGGAUGAGAGAAUUAUAUCUGCCAAAAAACGACAUUCUCACUCACUCCUGCCUUUUCAUAAGCAUACGUGACAUUUGUUUGUAGCUCACAGCAGGAUCCCACUUUAUUUAGAAUGAAUAUGGUGCUGAAAAUCUGUAUGAGGAAAGUUUUACGUGACAAAAUAUAUGUUCAAAUCUUCUUCGCAGUCCUGGUGCAGGAACUGCUCCCAUUUUUGCUGCUCCAAAAUCCAUAACAGAAAAUAGAAUGGUAAAGGUCCUUUUCCUUUGCUUUAAUCAACCCAUGUCACAUCUCUUCUCCAGGUUUAUCCACCCUGCAGGCUUCUCUCCUGAGCACACCAUCAGCAUCGCCUUCCGCAUGUUGCAGGAUACUCCCAGGGAACCCUUUGCUCUAUGGCAGCUCACUGAUAAUGACUUCCAGCCCAUGAUGGGCGUUGUGCUUGACCGUGAGUUAAAGUGCUUUUUGCAGGAUUACAUGCCAUUCACUGGUUAUCUCUCUUUUUUGUGCUGGUCACAGCCACUGCAACAAAAUAUGUAGAUAAAGAUCUCUUUGCUCUCUUUCCAGAUGAAAAAUCUUACUUUAUGCCUCUGCAGAUACUGUCACAAGUCACAUUGUUUACACCCUCUCAUACAAACAUACAUUUUAAUUUUUUUUUAAAGCAGUUUCUCUCAGAAUUCUUCAUUUUUGAUCAUAGAUUCAGAGUUUUUCCUUUUCCUCUUUGUGUCUUUGUUUGAAGUGGUUUUUGCAGAAUUAUAUGCCAUUCACCAGUUAUCUCUCUUUUUUGUGCUUGUCACAGCCACCACCAAACACUUGGUGUACUUCAGUCUGGACUACAGAGGAGAAGUGCAGAAACUGAGUUUUGAUCAGCCCCAGGUUCACAAACUGUUUUACGGCAGUUUUCACAAGGUCAGAAAAAUGAUGAUAAAGGCUUUACUGUGAUCAAGCAGAAAAUACACUGAAUUUACAUUUCACGUUUUCAUAGCCAGUUAAAGAUAAAUCUUUUCAUAUUGAAACUCUUUCAUUAAUGAGUUUCAGUAAAAGUAAAAGAUCAUCUGAACCCAAACUACUGAGGAAGAGAAAUAAAUGAUGUAGGGCCAGUUUUCUGAUUGGUGAAUCCACUUUUAUAACCAAGUGGUGUGACAAAGUUUUAUUUCACAAAACUCUGGAUGAAACUUUUUAAAAAUACAAAAAGGUUUAUACAUUUUUUUUUUCUUUUAUAUCACCUGUCGUUGAUGUUUACUUUUUACACAUCCUCCUGGUAGGUUCACCUCUCUGUCAGCCAGGUGAGUGUGUCUCUGUCUGUGGACUGCCAGCAUGUGGGUGAGAGGCCUGCCCGACCUCUAGGCAGCCUGCCAACUGAUGGCUUUGAGAUGCUGGGAAAGCUGGUGAAGACCAGAGGACCCAAUAGUGGAUCUGCACCGGUACUUCAAAAAAAAAUCUAUCCAUGUCCGAUCUGUCAAUAAAUGACACAUCCUGAGUAUUUUUGAGCUCACUCCAUGAUCUGUAUUUCUAUUUCCAUGUAGUUCCAGCUGCAGUCCUUUGAAAUUGUCUGUAACAUCACCUGGGCCACAGAGGACACCUGCUGUGACCUGCCUGGAGUGGUCAGUCUCUCACUUUCACUCAGCUCUUUUUAGUGGCCUAAUGUUUGAUGAUACUGUUUUUGAGGCAAUAAAAGAAGUGAAGUGGACUGAAUGUUUACCUUGAAUCAAAGAAAGUAUGAAUGAAAUGUUUUGUCUGUAAAAUAAGAUGUGAAAAACCACUUUCCUAGUGUCUAUGUAUUCAUGCAUGUUUGUGCAUAUCAGAGAGACGAGGAAAGCUGUCCUGCUCCAGCGUACACCUGUACCUGCACCUCCGAUGUCCCUGGAGAUCCUGGUGCCCCUGGACCAACUGUAAGUAUCCACAAGAUGUCUGACAGGCUGAGAAUACUGUUUGUGAUCUUGAUGUUGAAUUUUAAUAUUUUUAAUCCUCAGGGAAAGCCUGGUCCACGUGGGGAGAAAGGUGAGAAGGGAGAACAAGGACAAAAGGUGAACUUAAUGAAAAUACACACAAAUUUGGCAAUCAUGUUUUACUUUGAGACAUUAUUCUGAUGUCCUUAAGUUAUUGUCUCUGUGUUUCAGGGGGAGGUGGGUCCUCCAGGGAAGUCUGGAACCGAGGGUGGUCUUGGACCCCUGGGUAGCAUUGGACCUCGAGGCAUAGCUGUGUCUGGAAAAAUGGUGGGUAACUUUCUAAGCUUCAAUUAUGUGUGACUGUAACAGUGAUUGAAAUUUUUCAGAUGUUUUUAUGUUCUUUUUCUUUAAUUUACAAUCUGGUAUGUUGUUUGAAAUACACGUUUCUUUGUUUAUUUUGAUUUUUUUAGGGGCCACCAGGUGCAAGAGGGGAAAAGGGAGAUCCUGGGCGGCCAGGUGCUCAGGUAAGUGUAACCCAAAAUAGUGACGUGAAAAAGACAGACACGGAAUGGAAACCACAUCUGACUCUCCUUGUCUUUCACUGUGCUCUUCUCUCUAAAGGGUGUACCAGGACCUCCAGGUGAAAAAGGUGAAGAGGGGCCUCCAGGACCGAAGGUGAGCUGUCACUGUCAGCUGUUCUUCAUUGAGCUGAACAAUGCAGCGGCCAUACCUCUUCUGAACUGAUCUAUCCCUCUGCUCUGUUUUUCAAAGGGUAUCAGGGGGGUCGAAGGAAACAUCGGUGGACCCGGUCUCACUGGACCCAGGGUAAGACUCCUUUUCGGGCCACUUUGUGUGAAGUUUGCUCAUAUUUGUCUAAACAUGCGUAAAAAACGUUACCUCAAGCUGCUGUGGGUAUUUGCUUAUUGUGCUUUUCUGUAUGCAAACCUGCAAACAAACCCUCAAGCUGAUCUCCUAACAGCACACAGUGAGAUUUUCACCUUUGAAAUAUGCAAAAAAAACACAAGUCAUCCAUUUAGCAUGUUUGCAUCGGUGAAUAUGCAAUAUGAAGAUUUUCAACCCUGGUAUGCGAAAUGCAAAGAAGUGAAUUUAGCUCAGGCUCUGUGAAUCACUAAAGCUGAAAACGGUCACUGUUAUUUUUUCUGUGUGAAGAUAUCACACUUUCGAAAAGAUGGUGCAAAUCCAGGUGCUCACUGUUUCAGACAGGUGGCUGCAGUUAAUGUGGCGAGAAGCAGACAGAAUAACUAAUAUGUAUCAUUCUUUAUUUAAGUCAUUUCCCAUGAGCUGUCCAGGCCAUUUAUUUAUUCGUUCACCAGAUGCUCACCCCUGUGAGCAUCGGCUGUCAGUGGCACCAGUUCCCCUGUGCCACAGAGGACACUGUGCACACCUCCCGUUUUUAGCUGUUUUCUCCUUUUGAUUUGGGAUGAUCUGGGUGGUGUUGGUGGCCUGUUUUAUUUGCUAAGGUUUCAUGUGAAGAAAAUGUUCUCCUUGUUUGGCAUUGACUUUCUCACUUGUUUUCACCCAUAUUGUGUUCCUCUCAGUGAUACUCAGAUGUCUUUUCUUCAGCUCAAAUAUUUUUUCCUCAUACUAUUCUGAAUUUCACUUUGCACCUCUUAUUAGUCUACCUUCUGUAUAAACUCUCCACAGCUUCAGUGGGUUAAACAUGCAAAACCCUCAUUUAAAUACCACCUACCUCUCUGUCUUUGCACCUGAGGUAUAAACACGGUUCUCCUCAGUUGAUCACCAACGUAACGGGCAAUUUGCUGGUCUUUAAUGAACAGAGAAGUGCUCUAUUACCACUAAUCAUACCUCUAGCCCCACCCUCUGGCCAAAAUGCAUCACUUUCUCUUGUGAGAUGCAGUAUGUCAUGAAAAAAAAAAAAACAUUCUUAAAACCAAGUAACUGAAAUUUUCUUAAAAAAUGAAGUCCAUGCUGUUGUCUUCACUUAAACUGCUGUAGAGACUUCUCUUAAGGGUUUGCAUGUGGACACACACAUAUGUAGUGUAGUAUAAAUAAAAGGCAGACUCAUCAGUGAAGGCUCUGCAGUGUUUCUGUCUGUAGCGAUGGCCUGCCAGAUUUAUACAUACAAAUAACGAUCUACAGUCUGUAUCUAUACUGCUUACUGUUUACGGCCUGGACACACAGGAGCCAUUUCUGCUGACACGGCGCACUUGCAUCAUGGAUUUAUUGUGUGAAUUAGUAUUUGUUCAUGUUUUGAUGGUUAUUGGAUGAUUUAACAAUCCAGUUUAUGAUAAAAGUGUCCUAUUUAAUAGGCUUAGGAAAGAUUGAAGUAGAUGUACUUUUAUCAGCUUGGCUCUCAGAGAGGAUCAGCCUCACAUGUAGGUAAAUGAAAAUGUAGGUUAAUGUUAAUGGGGUUUUUUAUGGCUGAUAGUAAUACUCACUUACCCUCUGAGUUGAAUUAUAGCCUUAUAAAAAGUCAAAGGGGUAAAUAAUAGAUGAUCUGCAAAUGACAACAUCUUUGAAUAAAUGGAGUUGUAUGCAGCUCUUUAUUGCCCAGUGAAAAUGAACAGAUAUUUAACUCGAUGGUGUAACAGUGUUAUAAAUCAUGGGAGUAUUACAGUUGUAUAAGUCUAUAAUGUGUCUUCACACCAGCACGAGGCUUCGUUGUCUCAUUAUCACACUAUAAUGACUCUUUAAAGUCAAAGCUUAAAGGGCAAUGAGUCCCACAGCAGUUGAAGCAAACACAGGUUUGGCUCACUGUAACAUUGCCUCAGCUAAUCUCCUGACAUUCAUUCAUGACCCUCCUGUGGGUGUGUCAGUGCCUCAGGAGUUCGGGGCUCACAUCUAUGAUCGUACAUCUACCCAUCUGUUAUACCAUUUGUUCCCUGGUUCACAUAUCCAUCUGUUUGUAUUGUGCAGGGUUUCCAGGGCAUGCCAGGAUAUCCAGGGCCUAUAGGAGACAGAGGCCCUGCAGGACCAGUGGGACCUACGGUAAGAGCAGAGGGACAAAAAGUGACUCAUUUCUCAUGAGGGGUGGGUUAUGCCAUGAGCAGUUACAGUGAGCAUGAGAAAUAUAUACACUGGGUAUUUUCUGACACUUGGCCGACGUCAGACUUCUUGAUCCUUUUUUUCUGCUAUGAUGGUCCGGCAUCAGAUUAGGCAUUCACAGGGGCAGAGAUUGAUGCUGUGAUUCAGCCGUAAGCUUUAAAGCAAGGACAUUGUUUCAGUGAUAUCUGAAGAGUUUUGAAGUAUAAUUUGUGGCUAGCCCUUAAUUAUGCCAAACUCCGACCUUGAUAUCUUUAAAACUGGCAAAAUACAAAAAAUUCACCUCUAUAUAAAAAAAAGAUAAAGGACACAGUGGAAGCUGCAGUUAUUUUGUGUCUCUGCAGUGGUUACAUAUCUAAAGACUGGAGGUUACACAAUGACAUGACAGAUUACUCAGUGACACCUAACCAGUCGCCAUGACUGGCGUGAUGACACUUGACUGGACUGGUUAAAAGGUGGGGAUAAUAUUUUUUAGAACCUGACAGAUUUUUCUCUCCAUGUCCUGCUGCAUUAACUUCAUCAUUCCUUUUUCUCUUUGCCAUUUUGUUUGUUUACACCCGUGACCUUCUUCCAUUGGUCAAUAUGACUGACAAUUAAAUUUUUGUAGGAAGGUCAUUCAACAUAGUGGCUCCUUUGUCAUACACUAUGGCACGCCAUAUAUAUAAAAUGAUUGAUUUUCGGGGCUGAGGGGUCCUGACACACUUCAUCUACCAGAAUGGGCAGAUGUGCUGGAAUCUUCUAGUCUUUACAAUUAAUUCAAAUUAAAGAUCAAAGUUGAUGCAUGUGUCUUUUGCUGCACAGGGUCUGCCGGGGAACAAAGGGGAGCGAGGAGAGAAGGUGGGUUAUAGCUCCACAGUUUUCUAAUGUAACGCUGAUGUUACAUUUGAAAGUAUCUUUCACUCUGUGUUUGCACCAUAGACUGUAUAUAGAAUAGAUGCCGUCUGCCUCCUUGCUGGGUGAAACCACUCCGAGAACAGCACCCUCUAGUGACGAGCUGCAGUAUAAGUCAUAAAUCCUGCCUCCUCCAGCAAUCCCUAUGGAUCUGUGGACAAACUUUAUAAAUUAAUGACACAGAAUAUAAAUGUUUCUCCCCCCUGGUUGUAAAGUUGACAUGUAGUUACUGUCAGACUGGUUUGUGCUCAAGUCCUCUUUUUACUGUACUGCUCCAUUUUUAAAAGUUAUUAGGGGUUCAUGUUUUCCAUGAUUGACGCUUGAUACCGCCUAUGAGCAUAAGAAGAUUGUGUAGCUCACCCGGGGGAUAUGCUGUUUGAGCUGAGCGCCAUCACAGCCGCUCUCAGCCGCUCUCAGCAACUCUCCUGCUGAAUGCCACUGCACGAGUGGUGAAGUGUGUACAGCGCCACUUCGUAAUAUGGGUUUCAAAAAAAUGGAGAAAAAUCGCGAAACUACUGAGAGCUUUUUGGCUUCAAAUCCGUAUACUGGCGGAAGGCAGAAAUAAGUUGUCCAUAGUAUAUACAGUCUAUGGUUUGCACCUGUACUGAGCUCACUUAAUUCAUGUGCUGGUUUUACAGGGGGAGCCUCAGUCUAUGGCCAUGAUCUACCAACUGGUCACACAGGCCUGUGAGCAACUGGUACAUAGUACGUACACAUGAAAAACAUGGAAAUCAAUGGCAUUACAAAAUGGAGCUUACUCUUUGACUCAAAACAGCCCAGGUGCCAUCACUUAAUCCAGAGUUGUGUGUUUUUUUCUUCAGAGGAGGUUUUGAAGCUUGACAGUUACAUUAAUGAGAUAAGUCGAAAACCAACUCCCAUUGAGGAGCCAGUGGGGCCUCCAGGUGAACCUGGUAUACCAGGGCCCAGAGGCCCACCUGGCGGCAGGGGCACUCAAGGAAAUGUUGGUUCAAGGGGGAGACCGGGCAAGCCUGGAUACCCUGGAGAACAGGGUAAGAGUCUCGGAUUGAUGGAUUGUUAGAAUUAAAAGAGUCCACCUGUAAUACCUGUGUGACAAUUCAUGGAUGUAAUGUGUUUGUGAAAAAAUGAUCACGACAUGUCAGCAAUGAUAAAUGAAACACCUCCACCUAACCUGGAGGCUCAAAGGAGGUCAUAUUUUCAGCUUCUGGUUGGACUGGUUUGCCUUUUUGUUCUUUGCAGGAAGGAGAGGUAUGAUGGGGCUGAAAGGUGAUGCAGGGAGCAACAUACAGGGGCCCACAGGGGUCAAAGGAUUUGCAGGUAUCUCUCACUUGGAUGUUUGACUGCAACACUGUACAUUCUCUGUCUGAUCAGACAUCAGCCACUACUAUAACACCCCCCCACUUAUGUCUUGUUAUGAUGUGUGUGUGUGUGUGUGUGUGUGUGUGUGUGUGUGUGUGUGUGUGUGUGUGUGUGUGUGUGUGUGUGUGUGUGUGUGUGUGUGUGUGUGUGUUGUGUUUUAUGCCUGCAGGUCUUCCAGGUGAGUCCAAGCUGGGGUCCCCAGGUACCAAAGGAGAUGAGGGUAAGCAGGGACCUCCAGGGAUCCCUGGACCUUCCGGUCAGCCAGGCGAGGUUGGGCCUCCGGGUGUGUGUGACAGCAGUGGAGGCUGCAGAGGAAUUCCACAGCAACCAGGUCAGCAACCAGGUAAAUCCACCAACUUUAAUUGGUCUAAUUUGUUUAUAAAAAAACAUUCAAGUUCUGAGGAGUUUGAAGCACUUUGUUUUUUUCAACGUUAGAAAAUCCACUCUAAAGGAAAAAAUAAGAGUGCAGCGUUGGCAUCAGGUUACUGUGUACGUAAACAGUCUGCUGAAUACAAAUCCAGCAGACACAGAGCUGAAGACACAAUCAUUGACUUGAUUUUUGUGUGUGUGUGUGUGUGUGUGUGUGUGUGUGUGUAUUCAACUGAGGAGUUGAACAAAUGUUUGCUGUACUUUUAGCUCUUUCCUGGCCUUCACUGACUCCUGCGGUAAAAAUCUGACACAGUUGCAGCCAAAUCUUCUGCUAUGUUCCCCAGCUGGUAUCUCUACUGUGUCUGUCUGCAGUGCAAUGUUGAACAGGCUCAGUGCUUUGACGGGGGUCUGAAAAUGCAGCUGAACUACAGAUGAUAAACUCUAAAAUCUGAAGAUUGGAAACAAAAUUACCACUUUUAACCUCUAGAUAAUCUGCCAUUUUUACUGAAAAAAAAUGUACAAUGUUCUUAUAACUCUUGUUUUGUGUGCCUCCUUAAUUCAGAAGAUCCCUAUUAUGGCUACCAACCUUAAGAAGACAUUAAGAAGCAGGAAACAUCUGUCAGGUUUAAUGAUGGACAUCUGUUUGAAAUGACUAUGGUUCCUUCGGAGCUGAAUGACAGAUUGGGAGCGGAGAUCAAAAGGCUUGACUGAAGACGUUUGGUGUGUUGAACUUGCCACUGACUGGAGGUGAAGCUGUCCAGGAUCCAGCAAAGUAAACAAAGAGAGAGAAUCUCUGUGUUUCAUUUUGUUUGAGUGCUCUGUGACCUAAGGUAUGGCUAUAAUAUGAUGUCAGAAGAAAUAGGAAACUUUCCAAAAUAGAAUAGCUUUUUGAUGGACAAAUAGUGUAAAAGUGGAAACAAUCAUUUCCCUUUUGGAUCAGCCAAGCGCUGUCUUAUGCACCAUAUUCGCACUGAAACCUGUUGUGACUUUAUGUAUUCAUGCACUGUACCAAUGCCAAAUAGUUUAGCCACCGAUGGUACAUUUCUACCUAUUGCAUUUGCUAACCUUAACUGCCUCAGUGAUAAUCAAAAAGUAUAUCCAUGGUGUAAAAGUGUCCUUUUUCCAUGGUGUAAAUGAAACUGUGAGAAUGUCUGUGGAGUUAUAUACAUACUGUAUGCAGUUAUUCAUGUAUGAUAUUUUAUACUAUUCCUAUUGAAAAGUCAUGUUUACAUUUUCAGAUUUCUUUUGGGAAGGGGUGGAGAAAAUUGACAUGGUGUGUGUGUGUGUGUGUGUGUGUGUGUGUGUGUGUGUGUGUGUGUGUGUGUGUGUGUGUGUGUGUGUGUGUGUGCUGUGAGUGCAUUUGUAUGUGAAAGAGAGAUAGUGUUUUUUAGAGAUGUAUGAUAUGUAUUUUUUUUGUUUACAUUUUUUUGUCAAUAAACUUUGAUUAACACAUCUUAAA
Messenger RNA from Xyrichtys novacula (pearly razorfish), 37032 nucleotides. The record is from the annotation of a GenBank genome assembly. NCBI's taxonomy places the organism in Eukaryota, Metazoa, Chordata, Actinopteri, Labriformes, Labridae.